Messenger RNA from Amoebophrya sp. A120, 1955 nucleotides. Lineage: Eukaryota; Dinophyceae; Syndiniales; Amoebophryaceae. The record is from the annotation of a GenBank genome assembly.
AUGUUGACACGACACCCGGUCGCGCUCGACGAGCUUUUCGCUCAACUCUCCACCAAGUCUUGCAGUCUGUCGACCUGUUCCUCAACAACCUCGUCUUUUUCAGCCGUUCCGCCGUGUACAACGUCAGCCGUCCACCCCGGUUGUACUAGUAGUUGGAGUUGCACACAAGAACUUCUAGGACACAACAAAUCCGCCCAUAUUUUCGGUCGUCGCACCUCCGCGGUCAGUGCUUCCUCGUUCAGCGAGCUCGGGUUUCUCGGCACGCCGACAGCAGUAGAAGGCAGGGGGAGGACUUUAAAAUCACACGCGACGGCGCACGAGAGCUGCAGCAUGGGUCUUCGUAGUGCUGGUGGAGACGAUCAGCAGAGGGCGGAAGCCUUGUGUUUCCGAACAGCGAGGACCAUCGAUCAACGCCCCCCGCCUCUUCAGAACGGAAGGAGAACUUCUUUUCACGACCGUGCAAAACGACUAAGAACCGCUUUCCCGGCUGCGAUCGAGCCACCGUUGACCAAGGGCCUCGGCUGUGCGUCCGGGGUACUGCGGGCGAAGUUUGACCCCGCCACAGGGGAAUUUCGGGGCAUCAUUCAGCAGCCCGGAAAACUCACCGCGAAAUUGAACAACGGAGCGUUUGAUCGUAUAUAAAUCCUUCAUGCUUAUUUUGCGACGGAUUAUUCUGAGGAUCGAUCGUGUUUGAGAUUUAGAUUUAGAUUUCUUGCCACGGGGAACUACGGCACUGGAAGUCUGCACUAUGGAUGUCCUUUUUCGGUGCUACAGUAGCACGACUGUGUCCUUGCGAGAAGGGCGAUGAAGAUCAGGAUUGGAGCAUCAUCCCGUAGUUGUGGGUUCGUUCAUUCUUGCAACAGCAUCAGGCACAAACGCUAAAUGUGAAUAUGCCUUGCAUGUAGAUGGAAUUAUUUAUGGCCAGGAUCGAUCCGCCCCCGCAACAAAAUUUCAAUUUGUUGUAUUGCACAUCAACAUUACGUCCAUGCGCAGGUGCGAUGUUCGAGGACCAGAGUCUAUCGUAGGAAAAACAUGUUUCAGAAGUGUGGACAUGCGAUGCAGGGGAUGCAUGAAUGGAUUAAGCAGUUCGCUUUGCCAGAAACGAGGAAGAGUUCUUUUGGAUGCCCUAUUUACCGUUCCUGAAGACUGUUUCCCUGAGGCAGUGCGCAUGAUUUUCAUUUUGAUUUGCUCUGUCGUGCGAGAGCAGGACAUCAGCCUUGUUAUGUUGGUAAAGGAAAAGCUCUGCAAAAGCAAAAGCAAAAACGCAACUAAUCGUAAUCUUCGAAAUAGUGAAACACUUUUUUCCUUCGAUAGACUGAAGACGAAAAACCAGGGGAAGACGAUGCGGCACCGGAGACUAUGAAAAAAAAUCAUUGUGAGGUCCAUAAUUGCUGAACUCUCGCGUCGACGACCACGCAUGCUCGUGUACUGGGGUCAUGUUGUAGCCGUUCUGCGUAAGUACAAAGUUGUACGUGCUACAUGAUCGUCAUACAUCCAAAGUUUCCUGAUUAUACUUGGUACAUCGUUGAAUGCACGGCUCGCUCUUCAUCGUCUUUGCAUUCUUACCGAGUCAAGUGGCUUCGUCUUGACAUCAGACGGCAAUUGUGCACGGCUCUGCGGGUCCUUUCUGAGCACUUUCAUACAAGCACCGCCCGCUCCGCAACUUCCCGCACCGCCUCCGACGCCGCACGGGGUCGAAUUCAAUUUUGGUCUCACUUAAACCUGAUGAAAGAAUACAAAUGCAGAAAUGGUGGACCUUGAUGUACAGGACCAAGAAGAAUGAUAAAGAAAGAAAAACUUCUAUACUAGCAUGCAAUACCGAAGCGCAUCCGUUGGUGGAGGUAAUCAUGUACACCUCCCGAUAUUGAUGAAGACGAAGAGAAAUAAGAAGCUCGAUAAGUCGAUGAAGUCGAUUGAUCUUCACAAGCUCAAGUGGGAGAUUAUUAAAUUUCAAU